This is a messenger RNA of Danio aesculapii, 898 nucleotides long. RefSeq names its product ribosomal protein S3A (gene rps3a). Gene Ontology annotation, biological process: translation. Gene Ontology annotation, molecular function: structural constituent of ribosome. The record is from RefSeq and is a predicted model, not a curated record. Gene Ontology annotation, cellular component: ribosome; cytosol. Bases 50 to 853 code for a protein of 267 amino acids. Lineage: Eukaryota; Metazoa; Chordata; Actinopteri; Cypriniformes; Danionidae. The transcript is spliced from 6 exons.
CUCUCGCGGUAUUUCCUCACUUCCUCCUCUUUUACUCCCUGUGUUCAACAUGGCAGUCGGCAAGAAUAAGAGGCUGACCAAAGGUGGCAAAAAAGGUGCCAAAAAGAAGAUUGUGGAUCCUUUCUCCAAGAAGGAUUGGUAUGAUGUCAAGGCACCAGCCAUGUUCAACAUCCGCAACCUGGGCAAGACCUUGGUCACCAGGACUCAGGGAACCAGAAUUGCCUCUGAUGGUCUGAAGGGACGUGUGUUUGAGGUCAGUCUGGCUGAUCUGCAGAACGAUGAGGUGGCCUUCCGCAAGUUUAAGCUGGUCACAGAAGACGUGCAGGGCAAGAACUGCCUCACCAACUUCCACGGCAUGGACCUCACUCGUGACAAGAUGUGCUCCAUGGUCAAGAAGUGGCAGACAAUGAUUGAGGCCCACGUUGAUGUGAAGACCACUGAUGGAUAUCUCCUCCGCCUUUUCUGCGUGGGUUUUACCAAGAAGCGCACCAACCAGAUCAGAAAAACCUCCUAUGCACAGCACCAGCAAGUCCGUCAGAUCCGCAAGAAGAUGAUGGAAAUCAUGACCCGUGAGGUCCAGACCAAUGACCUCAAGGAGGUGGUCAACAAGCUGAUUCCUGACAGUGUUGGCAAGGACAUUGAAAAGGCCUGCCAAUCCAUCUAUCCUCUUCAUGAUGUCUAUGUCAGGAAGGUUAAGAUGCUGAAAAAGCCCAAAUUUGAGCUUGGUAAGCUGAUGGAGCUGCAUGGUGAGGGUGGAUCCACCAGUGCUGCUGCUAAACCUGCAGAGGGCGACACUGGGGCCAAGGUGGAGAGAGCUGACGGAUAUGAGCCCCCCAUCCAGGAGUCUGUCUAAAACUCCCAACACAAACAGCUGGUGUCAAUAAACAUGUAAAUUUGA